UACACUCACCUAGCUGCCGCUAAGCGCUGACACAGAUGGAGGCCGGGGAGUGGGUCGGCGGUGGUGGCCAUCUCGUGCCUCUCCUCGACGGCCACGGCAGCGACUUGGACGCGUCGCUCCUCCGCCGCCUCUACGUCGGCCACUUCCUCGCCAGAUGGGGCGCACGUAUGUGGGAUUUCUCGGUGGGGCUGUACAUGAUCCGCGUCUGGCCGGACUCGCUCCUCUUCGCAGCCGUCUACGGCGUCGUCGAGUGCUCCUCCGUCGCUGUCUUCGGCCCCAUGGUCGGAACCCUCGUCGACAGGCUCACAUACCUGCAGGUUUUGGGUCUGUGGCUACUAGUUCAAAGUUUAUCCUUUAUCGUAGCUGGAGUUUCGGUAACCGCACUGCUCGUCUUCGAUGACCUGAAAGACAAAAGCUUCCCGGUCUUCGUUCUUCUGGUUUCCGUGACCAACGUCUCUGGUGCGCUCGCAGCGCUCUCAACUCUCGCCGGCACCAUACUGAUCGAGCGGGAAUGGGUGGUGGUGAUAUGCAGCGGGCAUCCGGCAGCGGCGUUGAGCAAAACCAACUCUGCGCUCCGAAGGAUCGACCUGAGCUGCAAGCUGCUGGCGCCGGUGCUGUCCGGGUUCGUGAUCAGCUUCGUGUCUACACAGGCCUCCGCGGUGACGCUGGCUCUGUGGAACGUCGCCUCGGUGGGACUGCAGUACUGGCUCUUCGUCUCCGUGUACAACGGCGUGCCCGCUCUCGGCGAGAAUGUCCAGCUGAGAAGGAAGUCAGCGGCGGCGUUAUCCUCGUCGGAGAUUGUCGCUUUGGCCAAUGAAGAGCAGAGGUACGGUGAGGAGAUGUCGGAUUGGAGAGUGGGUGUGGCGAAUUACCUCUCGUUCCUGCCCUGCUGGGACUCUUGGGCAGUGUACAUGAGGCAGGAUGUGAUGCUGCCAGGGGUUGCUGUUGCUAUCCUCUACUUCAAUGUCCUAAGCUUUGGUACACUGAUGACUGCAACUCUGGACUGGAAUGGCAUUCCCGCCUACCUGAUCAGUCUGGCUCGGGGGUUCAGCGCCAUCGUCGGUAUCACUGCAACCUUGCUGUACCCGGUCGUGCACUCAUGGGUUUCGACACUUCGAACAGGGCUAUGGUCCAUCUGGAUCCAGUGGUGUUGCCUGCUACUGUGCGUCGGCUCCAUCUGGGUGAGCGACGGCGUGGCGUCAGCGUGGAUGCUCAUGGCCGGCGUCGCGGCGUCGCGCCUUGGCCUGUGGAUGUUCGACCUGGCGGUCAUGCAGAUGAUGCAGGACAAUGUCCGGGACUCGGAUCGGUGCGUCGUUGGAGGGGUACAGAACUCGCUGCAGUCCAUCUUUGACUUGCUCACCUACAUCAUUGGCAUCAUCAUCUCCGACCCUAGGGAUUUCAGCACGCUGAUCGCAAUGUCCUUCUUCCUGGUAACCUGCGCUGCGCUCAUAUACACACUGCACGUUUACCUCUUACGGAAGCACCUGUUCCACCUGGACAAGAUCAUUGCCAAGCUGGAGUGGUUACGGUAGAGAUUCUUCUAUAUUCUUUUUGCUAGUGGGAGAUAUUACUGUUGUACAUGCAUGGUAGUGCAAAAGUAGCUCUGUCUUGUGGCGAGUGAGCGCUUGUGCAGCGUGCACACUAAUGUGCCACAUCACCAUCAUGAUAUA
Messenger RNA from Lolium perenne, 1670 nucleotides. RefSeq names its product solute carrier family 40 member 1. Gene Ontology annotation, biological process: iron ion transmembrane transport. Gene Ontology annotation, molecular function: iron ion transmembrane transporter activity. The record is from RefSeq and is a predicted model, not a curated record. Gene Ontology annotation, cellular component: membrane. Lineage: Eukaryota; Viridiplantae; Streptophyta; Magnoliopsida; Poales; Poaceae.